Messenger RNA from Gongylonema pulchrum, 318 nucleotides. Lineage: Eukaryota; Metazoa; Nematoda; Chromadorea; Rhabditida; Gongylonematidae. The record is from the annotation of a GenBank genome assembly.
AUGGCUGCGGAUGCUGAAUUUCCGAUGACAUUCGACCUCCAGUUCUCCGCUCCUCAACGACAGUCGCUCUGUGUACUUUUCCUUUGUAAGCAAUAUACUCAUCAUGCUGCCGUCCCAGGCAGCGGUGAGGAAUUUCAGAUAGAUGAAUCUCAGUUACUUUUAUACGCGAGGCCAAAGCCUCCACGGAUAAAUGCCAUGUACUCACAUUGCAAAUGGCGCAUUCUUCAGCGUUUCUGCCUGGCUGGCUGUUGUAACUGCAUGAUGCUAAAAGCAACAUCAGUUGCGCAUGAUCGACUGAGGCGAGGGCAAAAAGUAUGA